Molecule: messenger RNA, 2090 nt
Organism: Chlamydomonas reinhardtii
Lineage: Eukaryota; Viridiplantae; Chlorophyta; Chlorophyceae; Chlamydomonadales; Chlamydomonadaceae
Exons: 2
Coding region: 320-988 (222 amino acids)
Source: RefSeq, a predicted model, not a curated record
GUAGCCGCUGGAACCCCCUGUUCUUGGCCAAAAGUGGCCGAAAUCCCAAAAAUGUCUUCGUCUGUUUGCCGAAAGACCCCCCAAGAUCCCGUGCGUUUUGGCCGAAAUUCCAAGUCAAGAUCAAAAAAAUUUCGUCCGCCAGAGGCCUUUUUGGGCAAAUUUCGUUCCGAAAGAAGGAAGAUACGAGCGCUGAAUGCAAUGUUUGGCCGCGCAACACAUGCAAACCGAACCGGAAUCGCUUGCACGCUUGGGUAUACGUACCAAUAUGUAUUAGGAGCCAGGGGGCCACGGGGCGCGUGCUGAAUUCGGGGAACAUGGGAUGCGGGCUGAGCACGAACUGGCAGCGGUGAAGGCGGAGACGGCGGAUUUCGAGGCGUACCGCAACUACCUGCGCACGUACCUCUCUGUGCUCCGGCCCCUGCUGGCGCACCGCACGGCACGCGGAUACAGGAACAUGCGGUUCCUGCGGAAGGUGGGGCGCGACAAGCUGGUCAACACCAUCAGCAGGAGCAUCGCGCCACACAAACCGGAUGGCAGUGGGAUGAUCGCGGUGGGCAUGGGCGACUGGCAGGGACCGGGCAACACACCCAUCAAGCGGCGGACGAGCGGGCCCCUGGAGCUGGUCAGGCUGCACCUCAAGCACCGCAAGGACGUGGUGCUGGUGCCGGUCAAAGAGCCCGGCUCGUCGUGCUUGUGCCACAACUGCCACAACCGGCUCACCAACAUGCGCGCCAACACCACCCGCUACAACAAGGAGGGUGAGAAGGUCACCAAGAUGUCCAAGGUCCACAAGGUUCUGUACUGCAGGGCGCCGGCCACCAAGGCUGGCAACAACCUGAAGAACAGUGACAGCGGCAAGCCCCGCUGCGGCACCACGUGGAACCGCGACGUCAACGCGGCCAAGAACAUGCUCAUGCUGCUGAUGUGCAUCCUGCAGGGCGAGCCCCGCCCCAAGGCGUUCCGCCUGGCACACGCCAAGAACGGCUGAGCAGUGCAAAAGAAGUAGAAUGAUUGUCGAGAGGCACACUGUUAUCAGAGCAGAGAUGCACCACGAGGCAUCUGUGCAAUGGGUGUGUUAUCCGCGACACCUGCGUGUCCAAUGUAGAACUAUCUAGUGGUGCAUGGCUGCAAAACCGAUAGUAUCCAUGGUAGAUGAUGGGCCUUGAUGUCCGUACCCGAUGCUAGUUUGGUGGCGUGGCUGUGUAGUUGAUGCAUGUGGACGCAGAAAUACAGUUGUUGGUCUAGAUCACAGUGAGCGCAUCCCUGAACAGGCGGUGUCCCACAAAAAUUUGGACAGACUGUAGCUAUCGCACAUGCGGCUCAAAGUGCAUCGUUUGGAAUUGUGAGGGGGUAUGUAGAGGGGUUUUACAGGGAUAGUAGGAGCUGCGCAUAAAAAUCAAACCCAUGCAUCCAAGUGGCAACCAUCCAUCUACAUCCAACAAUGGCCAAGCAAAUCACAUGGACCAACAUCCUGUACGAGGCGGAUCCCCGCUUUGCCCCAUACGCUGUUCUUCCCCCGUCUGGAAAGACAUCCAAGAAGAAGUCCAAAUUCCAGCGUAUGGUGUUCAAGAGCACCAAGACUGUCAAGAAAUGGGCCAAGUCCGUGUGGAAGUGCACCAAGUCACAGUGUGGCAAGGUGUGGCAAAAGAUCAAGGAGCAACCCUUGUGGGUUGCAAUUCCUCUCUGCAUGUGCGCAAUCGCUCUCAUUUCCUGGGGCAUGGCACUGCUGUUCCCCAUGGUGGGAACCGUCACUGCCCUUGUGACUGCAGUUUACCUGACUGCCACAUUGACUGGUGCGGUGAUUGGGCACCUGACCUCAUGAUUUGGCAGACACCUACCGACUUCGUGAAUUUUUUACCACAGCAGUUCAUUGGGUACACCAGUGUGUCUUUGAUCACGUCGAACCCUUGUUGGCUACGGACCCUUGAAGGUUCUGAACAAUCAGGCCAUACUUGGCCAUGGCGGCGUCAGCAUCGAACGCCCGCAGCUUGAAUGAGAACAGGGCAUCAAAGACUUUGGGGUGCGCUGUGAAUGUGACCCCUGCAACGUACAUACUGAACGCAACAAGGCUCACCACAGCAUACGCUACA